CGGCCGCGCGGUGCGCAUAUAAAGGGCCGGGGGAAGGCGGGAGUGGGCGCAGUUUGAAUCGCGGCGGGUUGGGAUACGGCGGUGCUGUUGCCCGGGUUCGGUGCGUGCGGGACGCUCUCUGCUUCAGCCCUCCCCUGCCGGACGCUGCGCUCCCGUUCGCUAUGGCUGGUGGGAAAGCUGGGAAGGACUCUGGGAAGACCAAGACCAAAGCAGUGUCCCGUUCCCAACGGGCUGGAUUGCAGUUCCCUGUUGGCCGCAUCCAUAGGCAUCUGAAGUCUAGGACAACCAGCCAUGGGCGUGUAGGAGCCACAGCUGCCGUGUAUAGUGCUGCAAUCCUGGAGUACCUGACAGCUGAGGUCCUUGAGUUGGCGGGAAAUGCAUCCAAAGACUUGAAGGUGAAACGUAUCACUCCCCGUCACCUGCAGCUUGCCAUUAGAGGAGAUGAAGAGCUGGAUUCUCUGAUCAAGGCAACAAUUGCUGGUGGUGGUGUAAUACCACAUAUCCACAAGUCCCUCAUUGGCAAGAAAGGACAACAGAAGACUGUCUAAAGGAUACCAGGAUUCCUUGUUAUCUCAGGACUCGAAGUACUUAAUUUGUCCAGUGUUGGUGAUCCAGUGGACUGUAUCUGUGAAACACAAUUUUGCCUUUUUUUUUUUUUUAACUUUGAGAAGCUAAAGCUCCCUUGAGCUUUUUAACAAACCAAAUUUCUGCAUUGAAGUCUUAACCAUAUUUAAGUGUUACCAUGGCUUCAAAGAAGCUAUUGUGUUUGUAGUGAGUUGUAAUUCAGCUGACUGUUUCUAGAUUGGUUUAAGCAAAGGAAAUGUUUGGUUUUGUACAGACUUUUCAUCUACUAGAGUGGAAAUAUUCAAUAAAUGUUAUGUCAAGACUGA
Catharus ustulatus (Swainson's thrush) is the source of this 890-nucleotide messenger RNA. Its product is annotated as histone H2A.Z. The record is from RefSeq and is a predicted model, not a curated record. Gene Ontology annotation, cellular component: nucleosome. The transcript has 5 exons. NCBI's taxonomy places the organism in Eukaryota, Metazoa, Chordata, Aves, Passeriformes, Turdidae. Gene Ontology annotation, molecular function: protein heterodimerization activity; structural constituent of chromatin; DNA binding. Bases 162 to 548 code for a protein of 128 amino acids.